AUGAUUAAAAGAUUUGCCGAAAGCACUAGUAGCGAACUGUCAUUUGAUGUUGACAACGAUAUGAAGCAAUCUCCGCUUGCCGAGAAGGAUCGAUAUUAUCUAUCUAUCUAUCUAUCUAUCUAUCUAUCUAUCUAUCUAUCUAUCUAUCUAUCUAUCUAUCUAUUACCGUUCAUGAUCUAUCUAUCUAUCUAUCUAUGCUGGGACUUAUAUCAAUCUUUCUACCUACCAGUCAUAUUAAACGCUUGCUAUCUUCGUCCCUCCCCCUUUCAUAUUGUUACCAUUAUUUCCUUUCCCUUUCUUUCUCCUCCCCCUCUCUCUCGUUGUAACCUCUUUGUGAUUCCUUUCUUUCUUCCCGACUUCAUUCCUUCGUUCGCUGAAUCCUUCCUGCCUUCCUUUCCCUCUUCCUUCUUCUUUCUUUCCUUUCUUCUCGCCUUCGUUCCUUCCGCUAUUCCCUCUUUGCUUCCUUCCUUUCUGCCUUCCACAUUUUUCUUUCUUUCUUUCUUUCUUUCUUUUUUGUUCUUUCCUUUCUUCCCACCUUCUUUCCUCUCUACCGUCUCGGCUUCCUUCCUUCCUCCAAUCCGCCUUCCUUCCUUCUUUCUCGUCUUCCAUCCUUCCUUUCUUUCUUCAUUCCUUCCAGCAAUUCUUCCACUAUUCCACCUUCCUUCCUUUCUUCUUUCCCAGCUUUUUUCCGUCCUUCCGCCUAACUUCUUUUCUUCUUUCCCAGCUUCCUUUCUUCUUGUUCGGCUUCCUUCCUUCCUUCCUUCCUUCCUUCUGUUUUCCGCCUUCCUUCCUUUCUUCUUUCCCAGCUUUCUUCCAUCCUUCCGCCCUUCCUUCCUUCCUUCCUUCCUUGCUUCCUUCCUUCCUGUUCGGCUUCCUUCCUUCCGUUUUUCCGCCUUCCUUCCUUUCUUCUUUCCCAGCUUUCUUCCAUCCUUCCUUCCUUCCGUCCUUCCGCCUUCCUUCCUUUCUUCUUGUUCGGCUUCCUUCCUUCCUUCCUUCCUUCCUUCCUUCCUUCCUUCCUUCCUUCCUUCCUUCCUUCCUUCCUUCCUUCCUUCCUGUUCGGCUUCCUUCCUUCUCGUUUGCAUUCCGCCUUCCUUCCUUUCUUCAUUUUCGUCUUUCAUCCUUCUUUCCUUUCUUCCUUUCUGCCUUCCGCCUUCCCUCUUUCCUUCUUUCUUUCCUUCCUUCCUUCAUUUUUCCUUCAUCACUGUAAUCAGGGUUACUUCCUUCCCGACUUCUUUCCUCCUUACUCGGCUUCCUUCCUUCCUUCCUUCUCGUUUUCAUUCCUGCAAUCCUUUCCUUCUCCCUGUCUUCCUUUUUGCCUUCCGCCUUUUGUCUUUCCUUUCUUUCUUCCCCCGCUAA
Molecule: messenger RNA, 1356 nt
Organism: Acanthosepion pharaonis
Lineage: Eukaryota; Metazoa; Mollusca; Cephalopoda; Sepiida; Sepiidae
Source: the annotation of a GenBank genome assembly